AAAUUGCCCCAGACCUGAGACCUGUCCACCUGAAAACUAACCUGGCCAACGCUUCCUUUGAGGAAAUAGAUGGGCUAUGUUCUUGCUGACCAGCCAUGUUUCUAUGCUCGAACUGUAGCCGAUCCUUCUCCCGGCCCGAGAACUUAAGUCGGCAUGCACGAACACACAAAGCAGUACUUCCUUAUGCAUGCCCGACUUGCAAUAGAGGCUUCUCGAGGAGUGACCUGCUGGCAAAACAUGAAAAGCUGCAUAACAAACCCGGAGAUGGUGCGAAGAAACGGACAGCCCAAGUUCCAGGCCCAACUGACCCCGGUGGUCCAAAACCAAAACGUCCCAGAGGGCUUGAUGGUGGCCCACCAGCACGAGCUGAAUCCCACGUCCCAAGCAUCGAGCCUCUUACUGCUUCUCGUGCCUCCGCUGUAUCGGGAGCAACUUUGAACGCCACUCCUCACUCGCAUCACAGAGGAUUUCAAGUUGUCGGAUCCGGCGGACCAACUUUACCUAGCCACUUCAAUUCAACUGCAUCCAAUACGGGGUCCCCAAACGUUCUUCCCCCACUUGGCUCAAUGCCUAUGUAUGCCGAUGUGGAUCCCCAAUCACACUACUUCGAUUUCAUGUCAUUCAGCAAGCCAUGGAAUGGCGAUAUGCUUGCGAACUCGCCUGAUUGGUUUUCGCUAGACUUCUAUGAAGCUUUACAUGAGACCAAUUGCAACUUUGAUGGAACAACCACCUAUCCACGCAACACAUACUCGCCCAGCGUCUUUCCACUCGAGUAUCUUUUCGCCAACAGUCUAGAACAUCGUCCUUCCAACUCCUAUGAGCAACCGGAUCCCCGCGCCUCGCAACCUCCCAAUCAUGACGACUCCGAAAAGAUGUCAUGUGCUGCAUCACCUCCCAAUGAAGCCUCCUACGAGGAUCGCCUGCCUUUUGCCUGGAACCCCAAGUCCCGCGGCAUAAGCUCUGCGAAACCAAUCUGUCUAGAUUUUAGUGACCCGCUGGUACAGAACCACGACCCCAGGUUUGACAUAUCAGACCGGGUACUCGAAGAAGUGGCAAAAUUUCUCGAUGCGGGUGUGCAAACAAGCCCCAGGGAAGCCUUCACUCUGCCGCCGCUCUACGUGGUGAACGCCUUCAUCGGGUUGUUCUUCAAACAUUUCUCGUGUCAAGCUUCUGUUCUACACCAUCCAACUGUAGACACCAACACACUGCCACGCUCUCUGUUGGCCGUCAUCAUUGUUGUGGGUGCCAUCUACAGUGGGCUGAGGCGUACCCUUCGGUUUGCCAUCAUACUACUGGAACGUGUCAGGCGUAAUCUUCAACUUGAUAUCGAGAACGACAAUAGCCUAAUGAGAGAACCACUCAUCAUCUACGCAUGCGCCCUCGUAUGCUACGCUGGACUGUGGUGUGGCAACAAGCGCGCUUUUCAGCUUGCAGAAGUAUCGCGGGCCGUUAUAGUCACCUACAUUAGACGAUUGCCAAAGCACCAGGAGAAACGCUCGCCAAGUUCGAAUCUGGAUUUCCAGUGGUCCGAGUGGGUCACAUUGGAGAGCCGUAAGAGGCUUCGGUGGUUUGUUUUCAUGAUUGACUCUCAUUUUCCAAACCUACUCAAUAUGCCAAGCAUGUUCUCACUUUCGGAGGCGAUGCGAUGGGAAUGCCCAUGCGAUGACCACUUCUGGACUGCGCAAAAUGCUCGUUGUUGGAAAGACCUCCUCGGAACUUCCCCAAACCCUCCAGCACCGAGCUUUGCCGUUGCUGUCGCCCCUUUCCUGGGACCUGCAUUGGGCCACACAACACAAAGACCCCAGCAAGCGCUCAACCUCAAUCCAUGGAGUUCCUUCCUCGUCUUGACUGUGAUAGCUUCCAAAGCUUUCGACUACUCACAGACCUUUAUAAUCGCAGAAUGGGUUGCACCGCCUGAGUCCGACGUCAACGGCUGUGUUCAAAUGGGAUUCGGAAAUCACCGUAUGGCUAAUUUCGGCAAUCUUGCCUACGACCGGCACAAUAUUUUAGAUGCCCUGCACCGGUGGCAAAUUGCAUAUGGGGUGACUGGAUCAUCUCGAACGCGUACAUAUCAGGAAGAGAAUUUUCUGCACCUCGCAUCGUUAUGGCUUCAUCGCCUUUCAGAAAUGUGUAUGAGCAUCUCCCUGACUGACCUUCAAGAUGCCAUUGGAAAUGAGGGACCGGAAAGUUCACCCGCUGGAUUCAAACAUCUGGGACAAGCAAGCGUUUUCGAGUCAUUACCGUUGCGACAGACCUCCAACCGGCAUGUGGGCGGUGUAGACACCGGCGACCAACGUUUUGGCAUCUCGGCAGCAUACGAAGCUUUAAGGAUCAUUUCCAUGACUAGGGAAACUUCCGUUGUCGAGAUAGCGGCACCUUAUAGCACAAUUUCCAUUUUUCUGGCUCAUGUCACACUGUGGGCUCUGGCAAGAGUCUCGUCGGCCGACAUGAAGAACCAAAUUCUUCAGCUAACGAGAGAUCCAGUGUUGGCGUCGUCUUUACCGGAUGCAUUCCUGAACGUGUUGAACUCGGCCUUUUCAACCGAGCCAGGGAGUGAUGGUGUCAAAGAAGCGUCGCAGAUUUUCAAGCAUGGCGCAAUCUCUUUGGCGAAAUUUGGGAGAUGGGGUGCGUGUCUCAAUGUUGCUGUGCUGCUGCACUGGCUUGCAGAGCAUUAAUGAGUGAGAGCAGGCAUUUAUCCACAUACUUCGAAUUGGAUUAGGCAAGUCUGAUUCCAUGUAUUAUAGAAGCAAAAGGUUGUGUUCUUAGAUGUAACGAGG
Pseudomassariella vexata is the source of this 2777-nucleotide messenger RNA. RefSeq names its product fungal-specific transcription factor domain-containing protein. Gene Ontology annotation, cellular component: chromatin. Lineage: Eukaryota; Fungi; Ascomycota; Sordariomycetes; Amphisphaeriales; Pseudomassariaceae. The coding region runs from base 96 to 2675 and encodes 859 amino acids. The record is from RefSeq and is a predicted model, not a curated record. Gene Ontology annotation, biological process: DNA-templated transcription; regulation of transcription by RNA polymerase II. Gene Ontology annotation, molecular function: zinc ion binding; RNA polymerase II cis-regulatory region sequence-specific DNA binding; DNA-binding transcription factor activity, RNA polymerase II-specific. The transcript is spliced from 3 exons.